Messenger RNA from Heterotrigona itama, 666 nucleotides. Lineage: Eukaryota; Metazoa; Arthropoda; Insecta; Hymenoptera; Apidae. The record is from the annotation of a GenBank genome assembly.
AUGGAUAUCAUAAAUCCGACUAUCCAAACUACUAAUAGGUUCAGCUUAUUUACUGAACAAGAUAACUCAAUUCAAAAUCCCUCAAGAGUAACACCUCUACACACUUACAAAGCCAUCUACGUACAUGGAAAGAUAAAUCACGCCAAACUCCUCGACGUUCUUAAAGAAAAAUACAAUAAUGCUUUCCAAGCAAAAUUUAUCUCUAACAAACUUAAGAUUAUAUUUGCAAACGACUUUGCCGAAUUCAAAACUACUUUUCAGAAGGAAUAUCAGGAAUACCACACGUACACUGUUAGUGAAGAAAAAACAAUCACUGUAGCUCUUAAAGGUCUUAUAAAGCUUCCAGAAGCUAGAAUCUGUAAUAAUAUCAAAAAUCAAGGACUAAACUCCAUACAAUGCACAGAAAUCCCAAUCCAGGCAAAACAUCCGAUCUAUCGCAAAUCAACCAUGUCAGAUAUAUUGAAAACCAUAAAAAUCUACUGGGAAAAAUUCGAGUCGCACAAAUCCUAUACAAUGCUCACUUCAGCAAACUGCAACAAAAAAGCAGUCUGCGUUAAAUGUGCCGGACCACAUGAUUUUAGAAUUUGCACGAAACUUGAAACACCACCUAUCUGCGCUAACUGCAAGGGAAACCAGCAAACUUUUCAAAAUGUUCUGCUCUCCUAG